Molecule: messenger RNA, 1967 nt
Organism: Cyprinodon variegatus (sheepshead minnow)
Lineage: Eukaryota; Metazoa; Chordata; Actinopteri; Cyprinodontiformes; Cyprinodontidae
Product: zinc finger and BTB domain-containing protein 49-like
Exons: 8
Coding region: 342-1967 (541 amino acids)
Biological process (GO): regulation of transcription by RNA polymerase II
Cellular component (GO): nucleus
Molecular function (GO): RNA polymerase II transcription regulatory region sequence-specific DNA binding; DNA-binding transcription factor activity, RNA polymerase II-specific
Source: RefSeq, a predicted model, not a curated record
CAGGAAGUUGUGCUAAUAUUGAUGUAAAGAGAAAACGAGGUGGAGUUUGUUGAUAAAAAUGAUGUUUGGUUCUUUCAGCUGUUUAGUUUUUAUCCAGUCAUCAACUCUACAUCUUUACCUUCAUCUACUGGAUGUUUCUACCCGGAUUUAUGAGCAGAGCAGCGGUUCAGACGGUUCCAGGCCUCAGAGCGACGUGUCGCUUCCUCCCUCCUCAGGCCUGCUUUAUCUGGUUUGAACCAGUUCUAACGGACGACAGUUUGAGAGAAGGUCUCACCUGGUCCAACCUGUAAUGCUGCGUUCGCCUGCUUUUGAUUUCAGUUCCCUUCAUUGCUGAUCCAAUCAUGAGCUUUGACAGCGCCGUCAGCAGCCUGGUGGAGACGGUCGACGCAAAAAGCCUCACUGCUGUCAACCCUGACACAGGAGAGUCCAGCUUGUUCAGCUCUGCUGGAGAUGUUUCUGAGUCUGGAGCUCUGGACCAAGAGGAGAAACCUCCGGAUCUACCUGAUCUUAAGCAGACGGUUAAAGAAGAAGUUCCUGAAGACCACAAACCUUCUCCUGACCUGCAUGACCCAGAGCCCCACCACAUAAAGGAGGAACAGGAGGAAGUCUGCACCAGUCUGGGGGGAGAGCAGCUCGGUCUCAAGGAGGAGAUUGAUGCCAUCAAGUUUCCAAUCACUGCUGCUCCAAUAAAGAGUGAGGAUGAUAAACAUUCCUCUGUGCUCCCACAGCUUUACCACCACCACAUUAAAGGCAGAGAGCUUCCAGUAGAGAACCAUGGAGGAGAAGAAUCCAUGAGGAUACAAGAUCAUGAAGAUGGGUCCAUUUCCUCAGAGACAGAAGAGGACAGUGAUGUGGAGCUCUCCGUCUCUGAGCUAAAACAGUUAGCAGCUUUUGGAUUGAAAACUAAGAACAUGGAAAUUAGCUGGAAGAAGGUCACAGCUCCCAAGCCAGAAGGAAACAUGGCUGAUAAACAUUUUAUUUCUGAGUUUGCUGUACAACUUCUUCAGAAAGACAUGAAACACUCAGAAAUUGGACCUUCAAGCUCCCUGGAUAAAAUGAAAAGUUUUAAAGAGAACAAUGUAGACUCACAAAGGAGUUCCAAAAAAACGACUGAAUUUAUCUGUGAAGACUGCGGUAAAACAUUCACUGAAAAACACGAGUUAAAUAUGCAUAAGACAAUUCACACAGGAAGCAAACCUUUCUGCUGUGACCUUUGCAAACAGAGAUUCAGUCGGAAAGUACACUUAAACACACACCUGAGGAUCCACACAGGACAGAAACCUUUCUGUUAUCUUAAGCAGACGGUUAAAGAAGAAGUUCCUGAAGACCACAAACCUUCUCCUGACCUGCAUGACCCAGAGCCCCACCACAUAAAGGAGGAACAGGAGGAAGUCUGCACCAGUCUGGGGGGAGAGCAGCUCGGUGUCAAGGAGGAGAUUGAUGCCAUCAAGUUUCCAAUCACUGCUGCUCCAAUAAAGAGUGAGGAUGAUAAACAUUCCUCUGUGCUCCCACAGCUUUACCACCACCACAUUAAAGGCAGAGAGCUUCCAGUAGAGAACCAUGGAGGAGAAGAAUCCAUGAGGAUACAAGAUCAUGAAGAUGGGUCCAUUUCCUCAGAGACAGAAGAGGACAGUGAUGUGGAGCUCUCCGUCUCUGAGCUAAAACAGUUAGCAGCUCCUGAUGGAAACAUGGCUGACAAACCUUCUGGUUCCUCUGAGCAAUUUGUUCAGCGUCCUCAGAAAGACACGAGGCAUUCAAGCUCCCUGGAUCUUAAGCAGACGGUUAAAGAAGAAGUUCCUGAAGACCACAAACCUUCUCCUGACCUGCAUGACCCAGAGCCCCACCACAUAAAGGAGGAACAGGAGGAAGUCUGCACCAGUCUGGGGGGAGAGCAGCUCGGUCUCAAGGAGGAGAUUGAUGCCAUCAACUUUACCACCACCACAUUAAAGGCAGAGAGCUUCCAGUAG